This is a messenger RNA of Miscanthus lutarioriparius, 1692 nucleotides long. NCBI's taxonomy places the organism in Eukaryota, Viridiplantae, Streptophyta, Magnoliopsida, Poales, Poaceae. The record is from the annotation of a GenBank genome assembly.
AUGGCGACGAGGCCGCCCGCGGAGGGGAAGCCGUGGGAGCUGGCGGCGCACCCGCGGCUGCCCAAGGGCAAGACGGUGGCCGUGGUGGUGCUGGACGGCUGGGGCGAGGCGGCGCCCGACCCCUUCAACUGCAUCCACAUCGCCGACACGCCCACGCUGGACGCCCUCAAGAAGGCAGCUCCGGUGAGAUGGAGGGUCAUCAAGGCGCACGGUACAGCGGUGGGGCUGCCCACGGAUGACGACAUGGGGAACAGCGAGGUCGGCCACAAUGCGCUCGGAGCAGGACAGAUAUACGCGCAGGGCGCGAAACUGGUGGAUCUGGCGCUGGACUCCGGGAAGAUAUACGAGGGUGAAGGUUUCAAGUACAUCCAGCAGUCCUUCCAGGACGGCACUCUGCACCUCAUCGGCCUGCUCAGCGACGGAGGCGUGCACUCGAGGUUUGAUCAGCUGCAGUUGCUGCUCAAAGGGGCAAGCGAGCGCGGGGCGAAGAGGAUACGGGUUCACGUCCUCACGGAUGGCCGUGACGUGCUGGAUGGCAGCAGCGUCAGGUUCGUGGAAAUGCUCGAGGACGACCUUGCUAGGCUUCGGGACAAGGGCGUUGAUGCGAGAAUAGCAUCUGGCGGUGGCAGGAUGUAUGUCACGAUGGAUCGUUAUGAGAAUGACUGGCAGGUUGUGAAGCGAGGUUGGGAUGCGCACGUCCUCGGUGAAGCCCCACACAAGUUCAAGAACGCGCUCGAGGCCGUGAAGAAGCUCAGGGAGGAUCCAAAGGCCAACGACCAGUACUUACCUCCCUUCGUCAUAGUCGAUGAGAGCGGAAACCCGGUCGGCCCGGUACAGGACGGAGACGCUGUGGUGACGUUCAAUUUCAGAGCUGACCGGAUGGUGAUGCUUGCAAAGGCGCUGGAGUACGAGGACUUCGACAAGUUUGAUCGUGUCAGGUUCCCCAAGAUACGCUAUGCCGGCAUGCUUCAGUACGAUGGCGAGCUCAAGCUUCCAAGCCAUUAUCUCGUUGCUCCCCCAGAGAUAGAGAGGACCUCCGGUGAAUACUUGGCGCGCAACGGCAUUCGCACCUAUGCUUGCAGUGAGACAGUCAAGUUUGGUCAUGUCACUUUUUUCUGGAACGGAAAUCGGUCUGGAUACUUCAACCAAGGCUUGGAAAAAUAUGAAGAAAUUCCCAGCGACAUCGGCAUCCCCUUCAAUGUUCAGCCCAAGAUGAAGGCCUUGGAAAUUGCACACAAAGCAAGGGAUGCCAUCCUGAGCCGAAAUUUUGAUCAGGUACGGGUCAACAUUGCAAAUGGAGAUAUGGUUGGCCAUACAGGAGACAUUGAGGCAACUGUUGUUGGAUGCAAGGCAGCUGAUGAGGCUGUUAAGAUCAUCAUCGAUGCCGUUGAACAAGUGGGUGGCAUUUUUGUACUGACCGCCGACCAUGGCAACGCCGAGGACAUGGCGAAAAGAGACAAGUCUGGAAAACCACUCCGGGACAAGGACGGGAGGGUCCAGACCCUUACUUCGCACACGCUGAAUCCGGUUCCAAUCGCAAUAGGAGGUCCUGGACUUGCACCUGGUGUCCGGUUCCAUACAGACCUCGCAAACGCCGGCCUCGCUAAUGUUGCAGCGACAGUCUUGAACCUUCAUGGGUUUGAGGCCCCUGAUCAUUAUGAACCAACACUGAUCGAAGUCGUCGACAAGUGA